Messenger RNA from Phyllotreta striolata, 1283 nucleotides. Lineage: Eukaryota; Metazoa; Arthropoda; Insecta; Coleoptera; Chrysomelidae. The record is from the annotation of a GenBank genome assembly.
GAAGAAUUGAAUAGACUUUUGUAGGGUGGCUUCUAACAAGGUCAAAUGUAUUUAAAUCUGUGUUUAUUGUAUACCGAGUGUGUAUACAAAUUGAAAUGUUUAAACUUUAAAAAUAUCCAAUUAUCCCUAUAUUCGUAUACUCCUCCCUUCUGAAUGUAUUAAUAUUUAAAUUUUGACCAGUUCGUACUUAUUCGAACCCAAUAAGAUAAUAAUAACAAUCUUUUCAGUUUAUUAAAAUGACUUCCGCCAUUGUGGAUCUAGACAGUUCAGCGGAUGAUGAUUUUUAUGAUUUCUCUGACGAAAGUAUCACUGCCAGGGAGAAAAUAUGCUCGAUUCCAGACACCAUAUUACAAUACAACGCUAGAAUCAGAUCCAAUCGAAAUGUAAGCAUAUUCGAUACCGAUCCUGAAUAUUCUAAUGACGGAAUCACUUAUUUAUGUCCCGGUAGAGGACGAGGAAGUGUCUCUACAAUAUUUAGACCGGGCCAACCAUUUAACUAUUCCGCCGACGACGAAGAGGAAAUAAAGAGAUUAUUGAAAAAGCAUUCAGGACACGUAUUCCGAAAUGAAGCUAUUGAAAUGAGGAUACAAAACGCCAAAAAGAAAAGUUCUUCUCCAAUGCCUAAGGACAGUAAGGACUCCGAAUUUUGCGAUGCUUCCGAAGAAACCAAUGAGGCUGUUCUUAAAUUAACCGAGGUAAAUUCUUCCUCGGAAUGUUCACCUCUAACUGUUAAUUCAGUUUGGCCCAAACUAGAAAAAAGAAAUACCUCACCAAAGAAGAAAAAUCUAGUUCCUCCUCCGUUGAGUGCCAUACUAAAAUCGGGAAGAGAGGAAGCAAAAACAAGAAAAGAAUCUGCUAAAUCUUCGCUAAACCCCUCAGCACCUGCAUUUUGUUAUGCAUCCUCGUCCCAUGACAAAGAAUCGAAUAGUCUCGACAGCAAUAAUUCUAGGAGCAAAGAAGCAUCGAAAAAAGAUAAACGGUUGAGUAGGAGACAACGACAUGCAGAUGUAUCUUGGAGGGAAAAAGACGACAAGACAGUAUCUCACUCUCCCCCGAUUCUGCGUAGUCCGCAUAAAGAAACGCACAAGACGUAUAAUAGUUCAUUCAAUGAGUUAUCUUCGUCAAGUAGUUCAAGUGCAUAUUUUGAUGAAGACGUAAUUAACGUUUCUGAUACUAGUAGCAGCGACCAUCAGUAUAGGCAAGCCACGUUACAAGGGAAAAAAUACCCUGCAAAGAGAACUUUUAAUAUUCAUUCUUCUGCCGAUUUUCCAACUUUGUCCUAA